AUGUCCUUUGAUCUCAAGCUAGGACAGAGUAUCGAGCACAUUGAACCAGCCUCAUUCUCACUCACUGAGCAGGAGAGACUGAACAUAUGCUACCUUGCUUUCCCUGACUCUAACUCUGGAUGUUCGGGAGACACGUGCUAUCACUUCCGAGUAAGGAAAGAGUACAACGUCUCCAAGCAACGGGAUGACCUGACCUCUAGAGACAGCCACUUUUAUUAUGGUUACGUGUUCUUUAGGCAGACAAAAGGGGAACAAUUCAAGCGGGGUUACUUCCAAAAAUCAUUUGUUCUCCUGACAAGGAAACCCUACAUAAACCUAUACUCGAACAUAGUCCAGAUCAUGGCGCCCCAGUUCUUUGAGUCCGGUAGAGUUGCUAUAGAGGUGGCGAUGCACAAUUUCACCUGUUGGGAGCCAAUAAUGCCUGGCAAAAGUUAUCAGGUCCCUCUGUUGGGUCAAGUGAUGUCGUUCCACAUACCCUCCGUGAAAGACAAAAUACAGAUCAAAGCUAAGGAGUUCCCUGGUCACGUACUGGCUCCUAAACCAGUGGUUCUGAGGUCCAUCAUGGAGCAUGACAUCUAUAGUACCCUCCGUCCUCUUCUUCCUCAUAUCGGUAUUCUGUGGGAGCUGGUACUGCUAAGUGAACCUGUUGUAGUGUUCGGGCCCAGUCCCUCUGCUACUUCCUCGCUAGUUCAGACUUUGGUCAGUCUCACUGCUCCUCUCAGGUAUGCGAACGACUACCGUCCCUACUUCACGAUACACGACAGCGAAUUCCAGGAGUUCACAAGCAAAACACACGCUCCUUCUCGUAUCAUACUGGGAGUAACUAACCCGUACUUCAACAAGGCGCUACAACACUGGCCAAAUGUUAUCAUACUCGACUCCGAUCCUGACAAGACACUAAAGGUGAGAUUGGUUUUUGUCUUGAACACUGGACACUCACGACUUAUGUUUUAUGGAGAUAACAUGUUACGCAGGUAUAUGACAGAGUUGACACACACUCUGAUGAUACCUCUGGAACAGUACAUUAGCAGUUUGAUGCCCUUACAGAAACAACUCAACCCCUUCAGACAGCCUCCCUUACUGCAGCAGUUCCAACAGGAAGCUUUUAUUAACUCCCUCAACGACUCAAACUUCAAGAGCGCAGAGCUGAAAGGACUGCCGAGGGAGUUGGAAAGGAGCUGUACAGGAAAGUAUAUAAAAUCUCCCAACUUUGAGCUGUGGUUUCAGAGCAAACGAACUGAGGCUAACCAGAGCCCCCCCCCCCCCCCCCCCCCCCCCCCCCCCCCCCCCCCCCCCCCCCCCCCCCCCCCCCCCCCCCCCCCCCCCCCCCCCCCCCCCCCCCCCCCCACCCCCCCCCCCCCCCCCCCCCCCCCCCCCCCCACCCCCCCCCCCCCCACCCCCCCCCCCCCCCCCCCCCCCCCCCCCCCCCCCCCCCCCCCCCCCCCCCCCCCCCCCCCCCCCACCCCCCCCCCCCCCCCCCCCCCCCCCCCCCCCCCCCCCCCCCCCCCCCCCCCCCCCCCCCUCCCCCCCCCCCCCCCCCCCCCCCCCCCCCCCCCCCCACCCCCCCCCCCCCCCCCCCCCCCCCCCCCCCCCCCCCCACCCCCCCCCCCCCACCCCCCCCCCCCCCCCCCCCCCCCCCCCCCCCCCCCCCCCCCCCCCCCCCCCCCCCCCCCCCCCCCCCCCCCCCCCCCCCCCCCCCCCCCCCCCACCCCCCCCCCCCCCCCCCCCCCCCCCCCCCCCCCCCCCCCCCCCCCCCCCCCCCCCCCCCCCCCCCCCCCCCCCCCCCCCCCCCCCACCCCCCCCCCCCCCCCCCCCCCCCCCCCCCCCCCCCCCCCCCCCCCCCCCCCCCCCACCCCCCCCCCCCCCCCCCCCCCCCCCCCCCCCCCUCCCCCCCCCCCCCCCCCCCCCCCCCCCCCCCCCCCCCCCCCCCCCCCCCCACCCCCCCCCCCCCCCCCCCCCCCCCCCCCCCCCCCCCCCCCCCCCCCCCCCCCCCCCCCCCCCCCCCCCCCCCCCCCCCCCCCCCCCCCCCCCCCCCCCCCCCCCCCCCCCCCCCCCCCCCCCCCCCCCCCCCCCCCCCCCCCCCCCCCCCCCCCCCCCCCCCCCCCCCCCCCCCCCCCCCCCCCCCCCCCCCCCCCCCCCCCCCCCCCCCCCCCCCCCCCCCCCCCCCCCCCCCCCCCCCCCCCCCCCCCCCCCCCCCCCCCCCCCCCCCCCCCCCCCCCCCCCCCCCCCCCCCCCCCCCCCCCCCCCCCCCCCCCCCCCCCCCCCCCCCCCUCCCCCCCCCCCCCCCCCCCCCCCCCCCCCCCCCCCCCCCCCCCCCCCCCCCCCCCCCCCCCCCCCCCCCCCCCCCCCCCCCCCCCCCCCCCACCCCCCCCCCCCCCCCCCCCCCCCCCCCCCCCCCCCCCCCCCCCCCCCCCCCCCCCCCCCCCCCCCCCCCCCCCCCCCCCCCCCCCCCCCCCCCCCCCCCCCCCCCCCCCCCCCCCCCCCCCCCCCCCCCCCCCCCCCCCCCCCCCCCCCCCCCCCCCCCCCCCCCCCCCCCCCCCCCCCCCCCCCCCCCCCCCCCCCCCCCCCCCCCCCCCCCCCCCCCCCCCCCCCCCCCCCCCCCCCCCCCCCCCACCCCCCCCCCCCCCCCCCCCCCCCCCCCCCCCCCCCCCCCCCCCCCCCCCCCCCCCCCCCCCCCCCCCCCCCCCCCCCCCCCCCCCCCCCCCCCCCCCCCCCCCCCCCCCCCCCCCCCCCCCCCCCCCCCCCCCCCCCCCCCCCCCCCCACCCCCCCCCCCCCCCCCCCCCCCCCCCCCCCCCCCCCCCCCCCCCCCCCCCCCCCCCCCCCCCCCCCCCCCCCCCCCCCCCCCCCCCCCCCCCCCCCCCCCCCCCCCCCCCCCCCCCCCCCCCCCCCCCCCCCCCCCCCCCCCCCCCCCCCCCCCCCCCCCCACCCCCCCCCCCCCCCCCCCCCCCCCCCCCCCCCCCCCCCCCCCCCCCCCCCCCCCCCCCCCCCCCCCCCCCCCCCCCCCCCCCCCCCCCCCCCCCCCCCCCCCCCCCCCCCCCCCCCCCCCCCCCCCCCCCCCCCCCCCCCCCCCCACCCCCCCCCCCCCCCCCCCCCCCCCCCCCCCCCCCCCCCCCCCCCCCCCCCACCCCCCCCCCCCCCCCCCCCCCCCCCCUCCCCCCCCCCCCCCCCCCCCCCCCCCCCCCCCCCCCCCCCGCCCCCUCCCCCCCCCCCCCCCCCCCCCCCCCCCCCCCCCCCCCCCCCCCCCCCCCCCCCCCCCCCCCCCCCCCCCCCCCCCCCCCCCCCCCCCCCCCCCCCCCCCCCCCCCCCCCCCCCCCCCCCCCCCCACCCCCCCCCCCCCCCCCCCCCCCCCCCCCCCCCCCCCCCCCCCCCCCCCCCCCCCCCCCCCCCCCCCCCCCCCCCCCCCCCCCCCCCCCCCCCCCCCCCCCCCCCCCCCCCCCCCCCCCCCCCCCCCACCCCCCCCCCCCCCCCCCCCCCCCCCCCCCCCCCCC
Molecule: messenger RNA, 3489 nt
Organism: Bolinopsis microptera
Lineage: Eukaryota; Metazoa; Ctenophora; Tentaculata; Lobata; Bolinopsidae
Product: basic proline-rich protein-like
Exons: 12
Cellular component (GO): recycling endosome
Molecular function (GO): guanyl-nucleotide exchange factor activity
Source: RefSeq, a predicted model, not a curated record